AUGUUCAAUCGUCGUCAGAGCCAGCGUCAGAACCCCCCUGAUAUCCCGAUCUUCGUUGACAGCACUGUAACCCCAGCGACGAGGGCACCUAGCAAUCAAUGGGUACUGGCCCCCAUUCCGAACAACCAGCAAAUCCAGGCACCACAGCGUUUUGGCCCUGAUGAUUUGCCCCCCUUCGCGGUCCAGCAGUGGUAUGCGCAGCAUACCUUGCCCACAGAUGAGAGAUCGGCCACAGUCUAUUUCGAUAUGAAUCCCGGGGCCAGGGAUAGAGCCCAUCUCACUGGCUACCCUCCUCGAGGUGAGCCGGUUGCUGUUCAUACGAUGCCGUGGGGAUGGUUGGUUACGGGAAAUUGGCACGUUGCAUGGCUCGACCAUGCCCUUAAUACACAGUAUCACCGCCCUCACCCUGAUAUAACCCCACGGUGGACUCGCGGCACGCUUGAGGGCUUGGAUCUAGAGCUUCGCGGCCCCCCUCGGUACACAGUCAACGGGACCCUAUGGCCAACGCCUGCCACGGGGAUGACAAGGUAUGUGCCCACUAUCCGGGAGGCAGAGCGGACAGGGCUCUAUAUCCGGAGUAUUGACCAGAGUGGCUAUGUGACGUGGGCUUGGCAGGGCACACAGUAG
Fusarium vanettenii 77-13-4 is the source of this 627-nucleotide messenger RNA. RefSeq lists its product as uncharacterized. Lineage: Eukaryota; Fungi; Ascomycota; Sordariomycetes; Hypocreales; Nectriaceae. The record is from RefSeq and is a predicted model, not a curated record. Bases 1 to 627 code for a protein of 208 amino acids. The transcript has a single exon.